Salvia splendens (bonfire salvia) is the source of this 837-nucleotide messenger RNA. RefSeq names its product transcription factor MYB114-like. Bases 16 to 711 code for a protein of 231 amino acids. The transcript has 3 exons. The record is from RefSeq and is a predicted model, not a curated record. Lineage: Eukaryota; Viridiplantae; Streptophyta; Magnoliopsida; Lamiales; Lamiaceae.
UGUCACCACAAUGAAAUGGAAAAUAAUACUAAUAAUAAUAAAGGAAUAAGAAAAGGAGCUUGGACUAAAGAGGAAGAUCUUCUUCUCAGAGACUGCAUUCGUAAAUACGGAGAAGGGAAAUGGCAUCUCGUCCCUCUCCGAGCUGGGUUGAACAGAUGUAGAAAGAGUUGCAGGCUGAGAUGGCUCAAUUAUCUCAGACCAGAUCUUAACAGAGGCUUUUUUACGAAUGAUGAAGUUGAUCUCAUCGUCAGGCUUCAUAAAUUGUUAGGGAACAGAUGGUCGUUGAUCGCCGGCAGACUUCCCGGACGGACUGCCAACGACGUCAAGAACUUCUGGAACAGCCACAUUUCAAAGCGACCGCCGCCUCCGCCCAAAGAAAAAGCCAUCACCGAGAGCAACAUCGUAAGGCCUCGAGCUCGGACCUUCUCCAACUCACACCCACCGGCUUGGUCCACCAAACUAAUCGCUUCCGAGAAAAUUCCAACGAACAACGAUCCAACGAGGCCGUCUUCAUCGGCUCAGCAGGACGAUCUGGACGAGUGCAUGCGAUGGUGGGGAGACUUGCUCGAGAUGUCGGAAAAUGGGGAAAAAAAUCCGUUUAUGUUCUCCGAUAAUGACGUGGUGCGUUUACCCGAGCCGGGGAUCGGCGAUCUAGGCGGCGCCGAUGAAGACGGGUUGACCUUUGAUGAUAAUAUUUUGUUUGGAGGUUGAGCAUUAAUUGAGUGAUAGACCCAUUAAUGAUUGAUAUACAUAUGUCCUUUGGCUUGUUGAGUGUAUGUUGUAUCUUGUGUAUGUCUAGUAAAUAUAAUAAAAGGUUUAUUGUAUAUUAAAAUAUCA